AUGGCGAAGCUCGGUUCAUCUAAGGUCGAUCUCUCAUCAAUUACCUCGGAAAAGCUUUGGGAGAAGAGUGGGAGGCUAAGUUCAGUGGGCUCUGAACUCUUUCGAUUCAAAGACCGAAAGGACACUGGUUAUCUGCUCUCACCCACACACGAAGAGGAAGUUACCACGUUAGUAUCGAGCUCUCUCAAAUCUUACAAAGAUCUGCCAGUCCGCGUCCAUCAGAUAUCUCGAAAAUACCGCGAUGAGCUGCGCCCUAGACAUGGUUUAUUAAGGUCCCGGGAAUUUAUAAUGAAGGAUCUGUACACCUUCGAUCAAAGCAUACCUCUGGCCCUCUCGACGUAUUAUGAGGUCACUGCAAUAUAUGCCAAAUUGUUCGAUGAGCUCAAAAUACCUUAUCUGGUUGCUGAAGCAGAUUCUGGCGACAUGGGCGGCAAUCUCAGUCAUGAGUUCCAUUUUCCCACAACAAAGGGCGAAGAUCACAUUAUUAGCUGUAAAAGCUGCGGCUAUGUGUCCAAUGAAGAGAAAGCGAUCAUCAAGUUUCCUACGGAGGAAGCCGGUAGUUGCGAUGAAAUGUCAAUAAGGAAGUGGCAUGGUAUAUCACAGGAUCGUUCGACAUUACUCACUGCCUGGUAUCCUUCUUCCAAUGACACCUCUGAGCUAAACCCCGUCUCCGAAGUCAAUAUUCGUGCCGUUAAGGCUGUUUACCCCGACCUAGACAGUUCGGUGGACAGCCCAAAUGCCCAGGCUAUGUUUUGGGCUCACCAGGCUCCACAGUCUGGAUCGGAGCUAGCAACAGAGGCAAAAUCUGACCAAACUCAGAGACUCAUUCAUUUGGUGGAUGGCAGAAUAUCUUCCGAGAUGUCGGAAAAGCUUCCACUUUUGGGGCCCAGCAACUCCUCGGGUAGAGAGAGGCUCUUCGACGCUCGACUCUCGACAGAAGCAAUAAUUGAAACUUGGAAUCAUGACCCAAAAACGGAAGAGCCUCUCAGUCUCUUGAAAACUCGGACCGGCGAUACAUGUCCGCAAUGCAAUAAAGACAAAGUCGUUGUCCAAGAAGCAAUCGAGCUCGGACAUACAUUCCAUCUAGGAUCUAGGUACAGCAAGCCUCUUGAAGCAAACAUAUUGCUUCCCGUCGAGGUCACUCGGGACCACGAGGAAGAUUACGAGUUUACAGAAGAAGGCCAAAAAUCAUCAAGUCGAAAAGCGAUGAUCCAAAUGGGAUGCCAUGGUAUCGGGGUCUCACGAAUGAUAGGAGCCGUCGCAGAUACCCUAGCCGACGAAAAGGGACUCAAUUGGCCUCGCGUCAUGGCACCUUUCGAUGCUGUUAUCAUCCCACUUGGUAACGGACAGCUUGAUGAGGCUCCAGAAGUAAUUUACGAUGCGCUACUUCAAUCGCAAACUACUGGUCAGGCGCCGCUCGAUCUUGUUAUCGAUGACAGAAAACGAGGGUUCGCUUGGAGGAUGAACGACGCUGAUUUAGUGGGAUACCCUGUGAUUAUUGUAGUCGGGAAAAAAUGGGCGAGUGAGAAGAUCUGUGAGGUACAAUGCCGGAGAUUGAAAGUUCGUCAGGAUGUGCCAUUCGAGGAGUUGCCGACCUUUGUCAACUCUUUACUGGAUCAGCUGUAG
This is a messenger RNA of Glarea lozoyensis ATCC 20868, 1626 nucleotides long. RefSeq names its product Class II aaRS and biotin synthetase. Gene Ontology annotation, biological process: prolyl-tRNA aminoacylation. Gene Ontology annotation, cellular component: mitochondrion; cytoplasm. The coding region runs from base 1 to 1626 and encodes 541 amino acids. The transcript has 4 exons. NCBI's taxonomy places the organism in Eukaryota, Fungi, Ascomycota, Leotiomycetes, Helotiales, Helotiaceae. Gene Ontology annotation, molecular function: ATP binding; proline-tRNA ligase activity. The record is from RefSeq and is a predicted model, not a curated record.